Molecule: messenger RNA, 1420 nt
Organism: Prorocentrum cordatum
Lineage: Eukaryota; Dinophyceae; Prorocentrales; Prorocentraceae
Source: the annotation of a GenBank genome assembly
AGGGCCGCGCUGCGGCACGCCGCGCGGGCGCGCGCGCCUCGGGCGCGCGCCUCGCGCGCCGCGUCAGGGCGAUGCGCGACACAGGAUCGGGCAGCCGCACCAGGGCCCUCGCAGAGAACAAGCGGAUCAACGCCCUGAACCUGGAGCCGACCUCGCAGAAGACGAGCGACCCGGCCCAUGCCGUCUCGGCGAAGGCGGGGAGCCGGAAGGCGCUCGACCUCAAGGAGGACUUCAAGGCGUCCCUGGACAACAUCAAGGCGCAGGAGAGCAGGAAGUUGAGGGGGCGCCAGGGUGGCGACGAGAGCAGGGACAAUGCUGGGAGUGUCUCUGCCACCAGCGCGUCGUUCGGUAUGCCGGGCGGCGCGCCUGGGAGUCUCCAGGCGGGCAAUUUCCAGUCGAGGCCAGCCGCGGGGAACGCCGAGGCGUCGCCGCCCUUCCCCAUCCUAAAGAAGAGCCCCAAGCACCUGGCGCAGAGCCUGCAGGAACUGUUGGAGCCGUUUUACAAGGCGUGCGCGAGCGCCGACGUCAUGAGAGAGGACACGCGGUGGCCUAACACGUCUCGAACGCCAUACAUCGAGACCCUGGGGAAGCCGGACCCUAGCAACACCGCCGCCCAGCAGAUGAUGGGAGUAGGCGUGUCGUCGCAGAACGUGCAGGCGAUGCCAGGGAUGCAGCCGAUGCCGAUGCAGGGCAUGCAGCCGAUGCCCUGCGGCGCCAACCCUCAGUGGCAGCAGCAGCAGCAGCCCCAGGGGCACAUGGCGGCGAACCAGCCCCAGGGCGGCGGGCAGCAGAUGAUGCAGCACGGCGGGUAUCCUCAGCAGAUGCAGCAGAUGUACCAGCCGAUGUCGAUGGGUCACCAGUCGCAGAUGCAGCAGCAGCAGCAGCAGCAGAUGGGUCAGAUGCAGCAGCAGCCCCAGUUGCCGAGCCAGCAGCAGCACUCCCAGUCGCAGCACUCCCAGCAGCAGCAGCAGCAGCAGCAGCAGCAGCAGCAGCAGCAGCAGCAGUGGGUGAUAAUGCAGAACCCACAAGGGACGGGGGCCGCUGGGGCUGGUGGCCAGAUGCCCGGCGGCCAGCAGAUGAUGGGCCAAGGCAUGACUAUGCAAGGCAUGAAUAACCAGGGCGUGAUGGUGCAGAUCCCGAUGCAGCAGGGCUGUGGGAGGCAGCAGCAAGGUGGCCAGCAGAACCAGAUGAUGAUGAUGAUGCCCAUGAUGAUGGGCAACCAGGGCUUCAUGAUGAUGCCCGGGGGCCAGCAACAGAAUGUGAUGAUGCAGCCCAUGCAGGAGAACGGCUGAGCCGGCGCGCGCUCCCGGCGGGCCGAGGCCUCGGAGGAGCAGGCGCCGGGUUUCGCAAUGCCCGCGGUGGUUCAGUCGGCUGCAGCGCGCGCGUUCGAUAAGAGCCCCAGGAAAUCGGGCGGGGAGGG